AUGGGCCCGCCACCAGGAAGCAACCUGUACCCGCCGAAGAAGAGGAGCUCAACAACUCCGACAUCGAUAGAGUCGCUAGAACACGACAUACUUUGUAUCAUAUUCUCCUACCUCGGCCUCUUCGAUGUCGUUCGCUGCUCAGCUGUUUGCAAAUUCUGGAAUGAGAUCAUACAAAGAUCAAAGUUACUGCAAUUACUUUAUUUGAAGCAACAAAGAAGCAGCAGGAGUAAUUUUUCAGAGGAAUCAUUGAAUGUGUAUUUGGAAGAGCUAGCUAUGGGUCAUCACAGGCAAUCUUUAGUACGGGGUUCUCUUCACAUUGAUCAAUGGAAAGGGCAUUCUGUUGGGGUUGACCAGUGCCGCAUGAAGAGGGGCUUGGUUCUUACCGGUGUUGGUGAUAAGGUUAUGCGUCUCUGGUCAUUGGAAAGCUACAAAUGUAUAGAAGAAUAUUCCAUUCCGGGUGGAGUCUCUCUGCUUGACUUUGAUUUUGAUGAGAGCAAGAUUGUUGGUUUGAUUGGGACACAAAUAAGUAUAUGGAGGCGCAAUGGGCAGAGAAGUAUAUUUCCCUCACGUGGAGGCACAUUCAUGAAGGGUUUAUGCAUGCGUUACUUUGAUCCAGAGGCUGUGAUUGGAUGUGAAGAUGGAACAGCUCGUGUAUUUGACAUGUACAGUAGGAAAUGUUCUCGAAUUGUUAGGAUGCACACAGAACCAGUGACUUGCUUAUCUUUAAGUGAAGAUCAAUUAAUUAUUAGUGGUUCCUCUUUAGGAAGAAUCACUGUAUCUGGUCUUUCAUUGGACCAGAGGGUGGCUACACUGAGACCCACCGAUUCCACAGGCAUAAAGAGUUUGUGUUUCAACCCUGUUUCUCAUCUUCUGUUUGCUGGAACAACUGCUGGAUAUGCAUCUUGUUGGGACCUUAGGACCAUGAGACAACUUUGGAAAACACGGGUGAGUCCAAAUGUUGUGUAUUCCUUGCAACACAUGCGUGGCGACACUUCAACACUGGUAGUUGGUGGAAUUGAUGGUGUGCUGCGUGUUUUGGAUCACAAUACUGGAGAAGUUCUCUCAAGCUAUGUUAUGGACCAUGGCGCCUCAUCAAGUUCUGGAUAUACUCAUGGAGUAAUAGAAAGAAAGAUAGGAAAGAGGCUCUCACAUGACUACAACAUUGACAGAAUCCCUAAAAUUUCUCGACCUCCUAUUACGUGCUUGGCUGUUGGGAUGCAGAAGGUGAUCACCACACACAAUAGCAAGUACAUCAGGAUGUGGAAAUUCAACAAAACUUGA
Dovyalis caffra is the source of this 1281-nucleotide messenger RNA. The record is from the annotation of a GenBank genome assembly. Lineage: Eukaryota; Viridiplantae; Streptophyta; Magnoliopsida; Malpighiales; Salicaceae.